UUAUACAGAAGCAAUUAGAGAAAAUGUCAAAACCCAUAGACCCUCGUGGUACACCCCAACCCCAUUGUCCACAUGAGCUGAAGAAACUGGUCCGAACACCGAGGAAGAAAAUCUCAGCGAAAUGCCCAAAGACCAAGCGGUGCAUUGACAUCCCAAAGCCUCCCACAAGUUCCAGUACAACCUCAAAGACAUCGGACACCACUAAGCCUCCUCCUUCUGUCACAACCAAGCCUCCCAAAAUGUCAAGAAAACAGAGGAAGUCAAGACAAGUCAUCGAGGACAGAGAAGGUUUUUUGCAGCUUGGGAGGAGUUUGUCUAGUACCAAACCAGUGAUGUACUUCAUCAAACCUUAUGUGGCUAUGGCCACAAUACGGUAUGAGGAGGUCAACAGCAAUUUUCACCAUUCUCGAGGUGCUUCACACCAACAAGUGCGCCUUCCGAAGGCAGAGACACCUUAUGUUGCAUCACGCAAGCAAGGGAAGAGGCGACGCAAAAGAAAAAAGCAAAUCGUGAAAAGACGGAGGCGGCGAAAAUGGAAGGUACCUUGGGAGGCUUCAGUCAAGUUUUCCUGGAGGAAUGAUGGGCAAAUGGACAACAACAAAACAGGAAGCCAAGGAGGUAAC
This is a messenger RNA of Asterias rubens (European starfish), 623 nucleotides long. RefSeq lists its product as uncharacterized. The annotation marks the transcript as partial. Lineage: Eukaryota; Metazoa; Echinodermata; Asteroidea; Forcipulatida; Asteriidae. The record is from RefSeq and is a predicted model, not a curated record. The transcript has 2 exons.